AUGAGCCUCCCAUCCCUCAUGGAUACGGCUCCACCACCUAUUGUCGCAGAGAUGCAGGCAAUGAAGGAUCAGAUGGAAGUUAUGAUGAACGCCCUCAAGGGACGAGUGUCUAGCGAUCUUGACAACCUAGUUAACCGAAUCGACUCACCGGCCUUCCCUACAACCUUGAAGGGUGCUACGAGAAUUUGGUUCAGUCAGUUGACGCCUAACUCCAUCAGUACUUUCAAGGAGUUGAGUGCCCAGUUCACUUCGCACUUUAUUGGAGGGCACAGAUACAAGAAGUCUACUGCAUGUCUGAUGAACAUUAAGCAGCGGGAGGACGAGACGCUGAGGUCCUACAUAACCCGUUUCAACAAGAAGGCCCUCUCAAUUGACGAAGCAGAUGGCAAGAUACUCGUAGCAGCAUUCACUAAUGGGUUACGGAAGGACGCACUAUUAGCCCACGGGGAUAAGCCUAGAAAAAGGGAAAGACAGGAGGACACACGGCAGGAUGGGGGGCGAAAGAUGGCUAGAACCGGAGAACAACGGGAUGAUAGACGCUCCAAACCCCCCAUUGGAAGGUUCACAAGCUUCACCCCAUUAACUGCCCUAAUAGAUCAGGUCUUAAUGCAGAUCAAAGAUGAAGGAGCCCUGACAUUCCUCGGCAAGUUGAAGGGAGAUCCUAGCAAGAGGCCAAGGGACAAGUACUGCCGCUUCCAUCGAGACCACGGGCAUGACACAGCUGACUACUACGAUCUAAAACAGCAGAUAGAGGCUCAUAUAAGAUAG
This is a messenger RNA of Quercus robur (English oak), 768 nucleotides long. RefSeq lists its product as uncharacterized. NCBI's taxonomy places the organism in Eukaryota, Viridiplantae, Streptophyta, Magnoliopsida, Fagales, Fagaceae. The transcript has 3 exons. The record is from RefSeq and is a predicted model, not a curated record. Bases 1 to 768 code for a protein of 255 amino acids.